This is a messenger RNA of Entamoeba invadens IP1, 615 nucleotides long. RefSeq lists its product as hypothetical. The record is from RefSeq and is a predicted model, not a curated record. The transcript has a single exon. NCBI's taxonomy places the organism in Eukaryota, Evosea, Mastigamoebida, Endamoebidae. The coding region runs from base 1 to 615 and encodes 204 amino acids.
AUGGAAACAACUCAAGCAACAGACUUGUCAUCGAAACCGUCUAUCGACAAUUUUUUUACGUUUUCUGAACCAAAAAUGACCACAGAGCUGUACAACACGCUCUGCAAUGAAGACCAAACAUUUUUCUUAGAAUACAACACACAACUCACUCCUGAAGAAGUUUCUUUAAAAGAAACACUAAAAGAGAUACUCAAUAAAAAGCCUCGAAUGACUGACGAAAAGAAAAAAGUGCGCGAUAAAUUGGCUUUGGACAUUGUUAUGGAUUUGAUCUCUAACAAAAUGAAUUCCAUUGUUGGUGUAAAGGACAAGUCAAUACGAAAAUUGGAAGACGACAUUCACCAACUUGAAACGAGAAAUAAUCAACUCCAAACACAACUCGAUAGUCUCACUGAUUAUGUCGAAAUUGUCAAAGACUACGCAAAAAGUGUCCAAAUUAACGAAGAAAGCAAUGUUAAGACACACAGACGAAUUAUCAAUUUAUUGAAGGCGAAAUACCCCGAUGAAAUUCUUCUACAAACGGACCUUUUUAUGGAAACUCAGUCCAAAAUUCCAAAUUCAUCAACAAUUGAACAAAAUCCAAUUUCAAAAGAACAAAGAAGUGCUGAGGAUUGUUAA